UUUCCAAAAGCCUCACGACGACAGAGAGAGAGAGAGAGAGAGAGAGAGAGAUGGAAGAACAAGUUGAAUUGGUGGGGAGAGCGUUUGUGGAUCACUACUACCAGCUCUUUGACACAGAUCGAGCCGCUCUCUCUUCUCUCUACCAGCCGACCUCGAUGCUGACAUUCGAAGGGCAGAAGGUUUUGGGAGCACAUGCCAUCUCCGAGAAGUUCAUGCAGCUGCCCUUCGAUAAGUGCCAGCACCAUAUCAGCACCAUCGACUCGCAGCCCUCCUCCACCAGCGGAGGUAUCGUGGUUUUCGUCAGCGGCAGCUUGGCAUUGCCCGGGGAGGAGCAUCAGCUGAGGUUUGGUCAGAUGUUCCACUUGAUUCCAUCGACAGGAGGAAGCUUUUUCGUGCAGAACGACAUGUUUCGCCUGAACUAUGGCUGAAACCUUUGCACAUCUGAAUGUGCAUCUUCUGUGAAACUAACACUGAUUUAAUGGACGUCCAUCAAUUCAUCUUUCUCUCUGAAAUAUUAAGAACAAUUUAUGGAUGUUCGUUGCACACGAAUGAGCUUAAUGCGGUCGACUGGCCCCGACAUACAUAUGAUGACCUUCGUAUAAAACCUUGCAGGUGCUGUGGAAAUAAAGUCUUGGGCUUACUGUAGCCUAAAGUAUGGGCCAAGCCAACAAUUA
Messenger RNA from Eucalyptus grandis, 674 nucleotides. Its product is annotated as nuclear transport factor 2B. Gene Ontology annotation, biological process: nucleocytoplasmic transport. Gene Ontology annotation, cellular component: nuclear pore central transport channel. Bases 51 to 428 code for a protein of 125 amino acids. The record is from RefSeq and is a predicted model, not a curated record. Lineage: Eukaryota; Viridiplantae; Streptophyta; Magnoliopsida; Myrtales; Myrtaceae. The transcript is spliced from 2 exons.